AUGGCGGGCUGCCCGGCGCUGCUGCUGCUGUGGGCGCUGGUGCUGGCGGCGGGCGGCACGGAGCUGGUCUACAGGCCUGGCCGCCGGGUGUGUGCCGUCGGGGUUCCUCAGGGCCCCGUGACCGAGUCCUUCCUGCAGCCCAUGUACCAGCCCUUCCUCACCACCUGCGGCGGGCACCGCGUCUGCAGCACAUACCGAACCAUCUACAAGACUGCCUACCGCCGCCGCCCCGGGCCGGCCCCCGCCAGGCCGCGCUACGCCUGCUGCCCCGGCUGGACGCGGACCCACGGGCUCCCCGGGGCCUGCGGAGCAGCGAUAUGCCAGCCGCCGUGCCAGAACGGAGGGCGCUGUGUCCAGCCGGGACGCUGCCGCUGCCCGGCCGGGUGGCAGGGAGGCAGCUGUCAGACAGACGUGGAUGAGUGCAGCGCCACGGGGGGGGGCUGUGCCCAGCGGUGUGUCAACACGGCCGGGAGCUACUGGUGCCAGCGCUGGGAGGGGCACAGCCCCCCUGCGGACAGGGCGCUCUGCCUGCCCAGGAGAGGGCCCCCCGGGGCGGCCCCGAACCCCACAGGAGGAGCGCCCGGGGAGGUGCAGGAGGAGGUGCAGAGGCUGCGGUCCCGGGUGGACGUGCUGGAGCAGAAGCUGCAGCUGGUGCUGGACCCCCUGCACAGCCUGGCCUCGCGGGCGCUGGACCACGGGCUGCGGGACCCCGGCCGCUUCCUGGCGCACUCCUUCCAGCAGCUGGACCGCAUCGACUCCCUGAGCGAGCAGGUGUCCUUCCUGGAGGAGCAGCUGGGGUCCUGUUCCUGCAAGAAGGAGCUGUGA
Messenger RNA from Pipistrellus nathusii (Nathusius's pipistrelle), 825 nucleotides. Lineage: Eukaryota; Metazoa; Chordata; Mammalia; Chiroptera; Vespertilionidae. The record is from the annotation of a GenBank genome assembly.